AUGUUUCCCACAGGGAGGUCGAGUCAAUGGGCACAGUAUGAUUCAAGGGCGGACUUGAUAUACCCCAGCAGAAAUGCAAGACGACCUGAUCUGGGAACCAUGUCUGAUCCAGAUCGCCUUGCAGCCUCCAUUGCCAGCACCCAGAUUACAGAGGGAAAUUCACAGGCAUCAUGGCACUGGAUUGAUGCAAGGCUUGGUGACCUUACAUGGGUCAUCAAACGUUCUCAACUUCCACUUGACUGGAUCCAGCAAGACAUCUUGAAGGACCCAAUGUCUCAGGAGCUCACAAAUUGGGUCACCGAGAGCUAUGAUAUGUCGGAUGCAAGAUUCCACAUCAGCCUCAUUGCUGCGUUCAUCCUCACUGCAUGGGCUCCCUUCCAUCGGGUCAAACACAAUGAAGAGAAGAUUCCAGCAGAACUGGCAAAGGGUGCAAACAUGGUUGAAUAUGCCAACAGCCUUGUAUGGGAUCGUGAAUAUGGGAAGACUCAAUCAGGGUGGAAAGCAAAGCCACCACUCUUCCACCUCUGGUUGAUAUACAUUUGCGGUAUUUUGGUGGAGGACAGUCCUUGGUGGCGGAGACAUGAACAGAAGGCCUGA
Molecule: messenger RNA, 597 nt
Organism: Cantharellus anzutake
Lineage: Eukaryota; Fungi; Basidiomycota; Agaricomycetes; Cantharellales; Hydnaceae
Exons: 1
Coding region: 1-597 (198 amino acids)
Source: RefSeq, a predicted model, not a curated record